Molecule: messenger RNA, 1182 nt
Organism: Striga hermonthica
Lineage: Eukaryota; Viridiplantae; Streptophyta; Magnoliopsida; Lamiales; Orobanchaceae
Source: the annotation of a GenBank genome assembly
AUGGCUUUUUAUGAUGUCAAUAGUAAAGAACUGAAACUGGUUUUGUCAGGUGAUGCAAAACCCAGGCUCAAAUGGACUCAAGAACUUCACCACAAAUUCGUAAAAGCCGUCGAUCAACUCGGAGGACCGGAGAAGGCAACACCAAAGUCAUUGAAGAAGGUAAUGGGCAUUAAUGGGCUCACUUUGUAUCAUCUCAAGAGCCAUUUACAAAAAUAUAGAACAGGAAAGAGUCAACAAAUGCAAACACACCACCAAACUGAGGAAAAAAACGACGGCGAAAAACAGAGGAAUCGCUCGACUGGCGAGAGUUGUGAUGGAUCAAAAGAGCACGUUAACGAAAACUUGCAGAUCACUCGAGCUCUACAAAUCCAAAUGGAGGUACAGAGGAAACUUCAUGAACAAAUCGAGGUGCAAAAGCAUUUGCAGCUAAGGAUUGAAGCUCAAGGAAAGUACCUACAAUCAGUCUUACUAAAGGCACAAGAAACCCUCACACAAUACAGUUCUUGCUCGAUUGAGGCCGAGCAAGCAAAAGCCCGACUUUCCCGAUUAAGUUCGAUGGUCGACUCCGAAUGCACAAGCGGGUCUUUUUCUGUACUAACACAGAGUGAAGAAGAAGAAUACUCAAUAUCCGAAUAUGAAAAGGAAAAAUGCAAUCUUUUACGACAGAAUGGAUCUUUACUCGAAAGUUCGCUGCAUCAGAGUUCGAAUUAUGAUGUGGUCAUCGACCCAUCCGAGCCCGAGGAUGAGGCGGCCGGUGACCAAAGGAAUAGGCGCGCAAAUAGGCUGGACGGACCGCGGGCUCGUAGAAAAAGGCCGCAGGUGCGCGUACAAUCGCGCACACGGGAAGAUCGCGCGACUCAUAGGUCGGCGAUACAUGUUGGGUGGGUGAUGAGGCGCGCGAGGCAGCAACACGCAAGGAGCGACCAAGCGAUGGGGGGAUCACGCAAAGGCGCGCAGGAGACCAACGCCGAGUGCACGACGACGGGGUCGGGAGAUGCGAUCGAUUGGUGCAAGGUGUGCGCGAGGGAAAGAUGUGCGCAACGCCUGGAGGCUAAGGCAUCGACCGCGCACGGGCGAGUCGAGCACAUGAAGGGCGCAAGCGGCGAGUACGCGGCAAUGGGAUCGGGCGGUGCGCGAAGGGUGGAUGUUGGGUGGACAGCGCGCACAACGGACGACCGAUGA